This is a messenger RNA of Dicentrarchus labrax (European seabass), 2718 nucleotides long. RefSeq lists its product as uncharacterized. The coding region runs from base 229 to 858 and encodes 209 amino acids. Lineage: Eukaryota; Metazoa; Chordata; Actinopteri; Moronidae. The transcript has 2 exons. The record is from RefSeq and is a predicted model, not a curated record.
UGUCAAAACAAACACGCAAGUGUUGCUGCUAUAAGUUUGGAUCUGUGUGCUCUGUGUAAGGCUGAACAUUGACUUCAUAAAAUACUACCCUACAUUUAGAUCAAUGCUGCAGUUGUAGUAAUGAAUAGAAAACACAUUCAUUUGUACCAGUUGUGUCUGUUGCCGUAGUAACGGUUGCGUUGGCAACAUCGUGGAUGUUUACAGCAGAGCCAGUCGUCGUUAGGAUCAAUGGCGUCCUGUGUAACAGAGUGGAUAGUAACCUGUUCCAACAUCAUCCUGUCCGCCACUGCACUGUACUCUUCUUACAGACUUUUUAAGAAUCAUAGGGCCCCUUCAGUGGGCCUCUUCCUGCUAGGAGUUUCUGCAGCACUUUGCAUCUUUCAUCCAUCAAGCUCGUACCUCACCUCCAUCCAGAGAGAAGCAGAGUGGGCCAGCGAGGUUCUGGCUCCAGCGUUGGUCUCCUUUGACUUCCUGUGGCUCAGUGAAGACCGCAACACAGCACAUAUUCUCCUGUGUGGCUCUUGUCUGCUGUUGGGGCUGUGUGACUGGCUCUCUACAGAUGCUCUCGCAAUGAUGACACGCUGCCUGGGCCUGUCUUCCCUGUCCUGCUGCCUGACGGUGUGUCUGUUUGCUGGUAAUGCUUUAGGUGCCUUUGGCGGUGUGACUCUCAGCCUCCCGUUGCUUGUGGCUCCGAGGGUCAGAACAAACACUUUGGCUCCACUCAUUUCUCCGGCUGCAACUGAGGGACUCAUGAAGUGGCUUUUAAAAGGCUCCAUGUCUGUUGGCUGUUGGGCCUCCACUCAGGCCCUCAGGAAAUUUCUGUUGGAUGUGUCCGACCAAUGUAACAUAGGCAUUUAGAAAAACACACUAGCACUAAAAACUGGACCUAUGCAAAAAAUAAUGUGCCUAACUUAAAAGCAUUUUAGGACAUUUUUUGAGAAAGAUGAGUUAACUUUAUUGCCAUUAGAACACCAAAUGUUUGCCUCAGUGAGCUCAUAGUGUAACAGAACUGACACAAUUAUUAUUACAUUAUUAUUAUUAUUAAAGGUAAUAGAACCAUUAUAUACAUAAGAACAUAUACAAUGUUUAACAUUUAACUUCCAUCCAGUAAUGCUGACAUGAUAAGUUGAUUAAUUGAUUAGUCAAUCAACAGCAAAUAAAAUGGCAACAAUUUUUAUAAUGGAUUCAUUGAGCAAAUAUUAAUUAUGGUGCCCCAGAGUAGCUGGUUCCAGCUAAAUGUGAGGAUUUAUUGUUUUUCUCUUUGUUGUGUCAUUAUGAAUUUAAUAUCCUUGGGGUUAAGACUGACAAUGAGCAGUUUGGGGACGUCACCUUGGGUUCUGGUAAAUAAUAAAUAAUAUAGAUUAAAGGUUACAUUUAAAUUAUUUAAUCAAAAAAAUAAUGAAGGGUUUAAACAAAUAAUACAAUUGUUAGUUGCAGCACUAGUGUCUAAAUUGGACUCCACAUGCAUUAAAGUACAACAUGCCUUUACAUAUGGGUGUUUGAGGAAAGAAUACAAGAAAUUAUUGAGCAAAACAAUUAGGCUGAGAUACAUGGAAAAAUGAAAAAUGAAUAACUGAUUUCUAUCUCUGUUUAAAAGUGAAAAAAGUCAAAUUGUCUGCCUGGGGAUGGGAAGUCAAACGGAAGGUGGGAGUAUUUCAGAAAUAAUCCCGUCCUUGCAUUAAUGUCUUACAGGAAUUUACAGUAGCUGCUAAACCAAGACCUUGACUGAACUUCAUAUGAACUUAAUUUGAAUAAAAAGCACAGGAUUAAACAAAAUAACAAUACCAGAGAGCAAACUCUUUUGCAUGAGAGUAUGUGAACACAGUUUACAACUGAUAGCUCAUGGUGGAUUCACUGUGGUGUAACAAUAAGCCUUUUAUAUACUGGCAUUGCCUGGGUGACAUCUAUUGAGCUAUUUUUAAAAUUUAACAAUGAUGUAGGCAGCAUGUGGGUAUUGUAAUUUCCACGAACAUUUAUUGUACAUUUCCAAGAACGUCUAGCAGGCUGCACUCACUCCCAGGUCAUUUACAUCCUCCACACAUCUCUCUGUGAACAGUUUUAGUGUUGUACACUCCAAAAAACACCCAGCUGCCUCAGAGUCUGGGUACUAUUUGUUCUGCAGCCUCAGCAGUAUCACUGUUUAAAUAUCUGCAAUGCUCUUAUCUCGCCCAUUUGAACCGUAUCAAUGCACUUAUUACCCCCUUGGUUUUUAGUGGCUGUAAUGGUAGCAGAAAUGACCUCAUCUCUUUAACUCACUGUCACGAAUAAGGUUUGUCCAUAGUGUUGUCUAUGUGAGUUAUUAAUAUUCUUUACAGAGAUUUGAAGUGGACACAGCAGAUUCUCUAAGGAUUUCAGAGUUGUGUGCAGCUGCAUCAGCAGUUUUGCUGCAGUAUAUGUACAAGCAUCUGCAGCUCAGUGUCUGUCUGUGGGACAAUGCCUUUGUCAGACCUCAGGGUACAGGUGACCACGGACAUAUUCAAGGUAUUCAGUAAUUCUGUGGACGUUUGUGAGUUUAAGCUGCCAAAAUGAUCAUGAUAACUGUGUUUUUUGUAAUGAUUCAUCAGUCAGUUCAUGUCUUUCUUUGGAAAUGUGUUUUUAAAAAUGUAAAAUGUUGUCUAUUUGUUCUUUUAUUUAAUUGCUAUUUGUUGAAACAAUGUUAAUAUUCACUAAGGGAAGUCAACUUAACUUAAAUAAAUUGUGCAAAAUCAUUAUCAAAAA